Molecule: messenger RNA, 1044 nt
Organism: Fragaria vesca subsp. vesca
Lineage: Eukaryota; Viridiplantae; Streptophyta; Magnoliopsida; Rosales; Rosaceae
Exons: 2
Coding region: 137-703 (188 amino acids)
Molecular function (GO): acylphosphatase activity
Source: RefSeq, a predicted model, not a curated record
GAUUAUAUGUUGUUCUUAGGGCCUGGUUUUGAUUGCCCAGCUUUUUCUAGAAGCUACGGUGAAGCAAUGACUCAGCCUUCAGAAACCUCCUGAAGAAUCAAAACCAGAGUACUAAUGCCACAGAUUCUGAAAUCGAAUGGCAUCAGCAAUCCCACUUAGGCCACUGACAUGUCAACACGGAAUUAAAUUCCUCGCAUCUCGGAACAAAUGUACCCAAAUCAGCAAUGCUAGUUCUCCUAUUAGAUUCAUCACCCAUUUCACUGGUCCUCACCAUCAUCGUCUUCAUCUUCCUCUUUCGCUUUGCUCUCUUCUUCUUCUACCUCGCCCUGCUCUUUCUCCUCUGCUCAGAACUCGUUCACCUCACUUUCGACCUUCUCUGACCCUCAUGACCACCACCCAGGCCGCCUCCGAAUCCCCACAAUCCUCCACCAAAACGGUGAGGCUUGUGAUAAAGGGGAGGGUUCAGGGUGUGUUUUACAGGAACUGGACUAUAGAGAAUGCAACCCAAUUGGGGUUGAAGGGUUGGGUGAGGAACAGGAGAGAUGGGUCUGUGGAGACUCUGCUUUCUGGGAAUUCCGAUGCGGUUCAGGAAAUGGAGCAGAGAUGUCGGCGUGGUCCUCCUUCUGCAAUGGUCACCGGGCUUGAGGUUUAUCCUAGUACUGAUGACCCUGGUUCUGGAUUUGAGCUCAAACAAACGGUUUGAUCCAUUUUCUCUGAGUCAGCAUCCAUCUGGUAUGGUAGUAUUGUAUAUACUUAUUAGGUAUAUAGAUUGUGCUUCUAUGGUUUUGAACCUUUAAUAAGAAUCGAGAUAAAUCACGAAUUAUAUUUGUGCUUUUGUUGUUCUAAUAAUACACGCACCGGACAACUUCCUAUCAUUGUGUUUCAACUAUCUAGUUGGGUGUUGUUGUAUUGAUGACUAUUCUGCAUAUGAAACUUUAGAAGAACUAUGAUGGAAUAGAAAAAAAAAUAUGCAUGGCACACUAUGCUUGUUUAGCUGAACCAGUAAGGAACAAAUGAUAUCAUCUGAGAUUUACAGAACAUUGU